AUGGAAGAGAAGGCUUUCCGCUUCCGCCGCGGGCCGGAAGUUGCUGUUUCCCGGGUGAACAGAGCCGUCGCGACGAGGAAAGCGAGCGCAGGUCCAGCCCCUUGCUGACAUGGGACGCAGAAAGUCAAAGCGGAAGCCGCCACCCAAGAAGAAAAUGACAGGCACCCUCGAGACCCAGUUCACCUGCCCCUUCUGCAACCACGAGAAGUCCUGUGACGUGAAAAUGGACCGUGCCCGCAACACCGGAGUCAUCUCUUGUACUGUGUGCCUGGAGGAGUUCCAGACGCCCAUCACGUAUCUGUCAGAACCAGUGGACGUGUACAGCGAUUGGAUAGACGCCUGCGAGGCAGCCAAUCAGUAGCGACUCAGAGGGCCCACCCCCUCGGCAGCCCGGCCUGCCACGGCCCCGCCCUCUGGGUACCAAUCUAGAGACAUUCCAGGGGUCCAGGGUGUGGGUCUGGGGCUCUUGCAGCCCUGUGUGUGUGUGUGAGUGUAUGUGUGAGUGUGUCUGUGUGUGUGUGUGGCUGUGAGGGCUCACCUUGGGGGUGUGCUCAUGGAAUUGGGAUGGAGUUGAGGGGCUGCUGGGCCUGGGGGGCCUGAACUGGCCUUUCUGGGUGCCAAAACCCUUGGACUUCUGGGCCCCCGGCUCCUCUGGGGUGGGGGCUGUUUCCUGACACCUGGGCAGAGAGCAAGCAGAGGCGGGUGGGGCCUCUCCAGCACCCUGCCCGUUUGAACUGGAUGUCCUGCCCUCCUGUCCUCCUGCCCUACCUUCCCAUGCCCCGGGUCUUGAAGCCACUGUUUCCCAGGUCCCCUGGCAGGGAGCCGGCUUCCCCUGAGCUGACCAGGAAGCCCCGUUGCUUUCCUGGAGGUGGCAGGAACUGGGUCGGGCACAGCCCCCAGCCACAAGUCCUUAAAUAAAGCAGCCAGUGCAGAUCCCUGGCUCGUGGUGCA
This is a messenger RNA of Tupaia belangeri chinensis (Chinese tree shrew), 951 nucleotides long. It is a transcript of the gene ELOF1, whose product is annotated as elongation factor 1. NCBI's taxonomy places the organism in Eukaryota, Metazoa, Chordata, Mammalia, Scandentia, Tupaiidae. Gene Ontology annotation, cellular component: transcription elongation factor complex. The record is from RefSeq and is a predicted model, not a curated record. Gene Ontology annotation, molecular function: RNA polymerase II complex binding. The transcript is spliced from 4 exons. Gene Ontology annotation, biological process: transcription elongation by RNA polymerase II. Bases 110 to 361 code for a protein of 83 amino acids.